AUGUCCAAGCAUAUUGCCAUCGUUGGGGCGGGGCCAUCCGGUCUGACCCUUGCAGCGCUGUUGCAACAUCACUCGAUUCCCUUUACCAUCUACGAGCGAGAGAAAUCUACCGGUUCUCGCUUUCAAGGAGGAUCUCUGGACCUUCAUCCAGAGUCUGGUCAACAGGCUUUGUUCGAAGCUGGCCUUCGGGCCCAGUUCCAAAAGUAUGCCCGAUAUCACGACCAGGACUACCGCUUUGGCGACAAAAAAGCUGUCACAUGGUUGUUUCAUCAAGCACCAGCUCACGCAGAUGGGCGUCCAGAAAUCGACCGCGCAAUGCUUCGCAAGAUACUCAUCGAGUCCCUUGAUCCAGGGAACAUUAAAUGGGACCACCGUGUCUUGGACGUAUCUCCACAGGCCGAUGGUCGCGUGAAAAUUUCUUUCGAAAACCAACACGAGCCAGUGGUAACUGACCUCCUUGUGGGUGCAGAUGGAACUUGGUCCAAGGUUCGGCCACUCCUAACCAACUGGGAGCCCGAGUAUACUGGCCUUACUGUCAUUGACUGCCGUAUCUCUGACCUGGAUGAAAGAUUCCCAAAGCUGGGAGAGUUCAUUGGCCGCGGUACCCACUUUUGUCUUUCCGAAGGCAGUGGAAUCUUUAUGCAACGAAAUGGAGAUGGUAGCGUGCGUGUCUAUCCUUGCCUGCGAGUCGAAGAGAACUGGGCUUCAAUGGAGGCCUCUUUCGACUGGAGUGACCAGAAAAAAAUGACUGAUUUCCUGAUUGAUUCCUUCUUUGCAACCUGGGAACCUCGCCUCCAGGAUGUCAUCCGCAAUGUUGACGCGAGCAUGACUCCACGUGCCCAGUAUCGCAUGCCCCUAGGGCUGCGUUACAACCACCAGCAAGGCCUGACCUUAAUCGGCGAUUCGUUGCACGUGAUGUCAUGGUUUGCUGGGGAAGGUGCAAAUUUGGCCAUGCUGGACGCCUUGGAUCUUUUUCACGAAAUCUACGCUCACCCUGAAGAUUUGGAUCUGGCAGUGCGUUGCUAUGAAGCAAAAGUGGUAGCCAGUGGACGGGCGGAUGUGACGAACGAAAUGUCACAAGACCUACUUGUCAAGGCUAUGUCAGAUGACGCCCCUCGAGCAUACGUCGAAGGGAUGGCCAAGGCAAUGGACGUUUGGUUUGCGGACGGGAAGUUGCUGGACAGUUUGGAUGGAGACGCAUUGUAUAGUAACUGA
Messenger RNA from Penicillium digitatum Pd1, 1215 nucleotides. Its product is annotated as FAD-dependent oxidoreductase. Gene Ontology annotation, molecular function: FAD binding. Lineage: Eukaryota; Fungi; Ascomycota; Eurotiomycetes; Eurotiales; Aspergillaceae. The record is from RefSeq and is a predicted model, not a curated record.